Molecule: messenger RNA, 1788 nt
Organism: Cantharellus anzutake
Lineage: Eukaryota; Fungi; Basidiomycota; Agaricomycetes; Cantharellales; Hydnaceae
Product: cytochrome P450 monooxygenase CYP63
Exons: 9
Coding region: 1-1788 (595 amino acids)
Molecular function (GO): monooxygenase activity; iron ion binding; oxidoreductase activity, acting on paired donors, with incorporation or reduction of molecular oxygen
Source: RefSeq, a predicted model, not a curated record
AUGGCCAUUGUGACAUCUAUCAUUCUCAAAAGGAACUAUCGCGUCGACCUUAUUGUGGACCUCGUGAGGCUCUUUGGCCCUCCCAUUCUCAUAUUUUCAGCGGUAGUUUCCUUUAUCGUUCCUCGCACAGUUCUCGCUGCGAAUUUUUCGCGGCCUCUUCUCUAUGUAUUGAUAAGCGUGUUGUACUGGACUGCAAAAGUGCAAAUUACCCAAUGGAGGUACCGUCAAGAGGCCAAGAAAUUGGGUGCGGUCUGCUUUCCUAAACUUCGGGGGAAAUGGCCUGGAAACCUGGACAUCAUUUAUCUUGGGAUGCGUUCACUCAAGGAGGGAUACAUCGCCGACUCUGAAGAAUUUUUCGGCGAUGGUGACACAUUCAAUAUGGGAGCGUUCUGGACGAAUAUCUAUGUUACCAGAAGUCCUACCUUCAUACAACACGCACUAGCGACGGAACCUGACUUCUUCCCCAUGGGAGAAGACCAGUGCACCUUGCUUCACGGAAUGUUUGGGAAUGGUAUUUUGGCAACUGAUGGCGCUGAAGCCAAGGUACGUAGAGGAAUAAUGAGACCUUUUUUUGCCAAACAGCGUGUCCGGGACUUCGAUCUUCUUGAUCGCUAUGCCCAGAAGGCCCUCGCUCUCAUCCAUGAGAGGGCUCAAUCUGGCCAAUCCAUCGACGUUCAAGACUUGUUCCAACGUUUCACUAUCGACAUUGCAGGAGAAUUUCUCUUCGAUACGACAGAACUUAACACUCUUGACCUACCACUCUCCCUUCCAGGACAAGUUAAGCCUGGUACAAGAGGAACUCUCGCGGAGGGACCUUAUGGUGGAACAAUCCACGCCAUUGACAGGCUUCAGGAUAUUUCUGUCCUUCGUAGCCUUAAGGGGAAGGCUUGGGGGCUUUUCGAGUUUUUGAAAGACGAAACGAAGGAGCAUAAUGGGGUCGUUGAUCGAUUCAUUUUACCGCUCGUUGCUAAGGCUUUGGAGAACAAGAAGAAGAGAGGGAAUCAGAAGAUCGAUAUUCAGGAUGGGAAGUUCAUCGACCAUUUAGCGGAUUCGAUGGAUAACGCUAGAUUGAUUCGCGAUGAGUUGUUCAAUGUCCUCUUGGCAUCUUGGGAUACUUCAGCGUCAACGUUAACCUUUGUACUCUAUUUCCUAUCCAUAUAUCCCGAAGCCGCAGCCAAGUUGCGAGACGAAAUAACGAGGAUUCUUCCAAGCGGAUCUCCUACGCUCGAUAGCAUCCGGAAAAUGACCUAUUUGCGUGCCGUUCUUAAUGAGACAUUACGUCUCUUCCCUCCAGUUCCAACGAUCCCUAAGGCUUCCAGAACGGCCUGUCUCGUACCUGGGGAUCACACGACAAACGGGAAACCAGCGUACAUCCCUGCGGGAGAGGAGACGAUUCUCCUAUCUGUAUUCGCUCUUCACCGAAAGAAAGAUGUAUGGGGGGAAGAUGCAGAGCUAUUCGUUCCGGAACGUUGGAUCGAUAAGGAUGGAAGGCAUAAAGUUUUGAAUAACUCUCGUGCAUUCUAUCCGUUUGGCGCUGGGCCAAGGGCUUGUUUGGGUCAGGAGUUUGCAUAUAACGAGGCAAGCAUCAUGCUAAUUCGUAUCCUUCAAAUAUGCGACACCUUUACAUUACGCCAAGAACAAGAUGCUCCCCCAGGGUCUUGCCCACCGGAGUCAUGGAAAGGGGCUCCAGGAAGGAAAGGAAUUGAGCAGGUUUGGCCCAAGACGGCUAUCACCUUAUUUGUCAAGGGGGGUUGUUGGGUCCAGAUGGGCCUCGCAUGUACUAGUUAA